This is a messenger RNA of Lacerta agilis (Sand lizard), 2764 nucleotides long. It is a transcript of the gene TXNDC16, whose product is annotated as thioredoxin domain containing 16. NCBI's taxonomy places the organism in Eukaryota, Metazoa, Chordata, Lepidosauria, Squamata, Lacertidae. Bases 35 to 2542 code for a protein of 835 amino acids. The transcript is spliced from 19 exons. The record is from RefSeq and is a predicted model, not a curated record.
GGGCUCCCUGCGCCAGCUGUAAACCACUGAAGUCAUGCCGUGGCCAAAGACGAACGGGUGGGCAACCCCUUUCUCUCUCCUCUUCUUAUGGGCUUCCUACAUGUCUACAACAAGCCAGGCAGAGGACAUGGUGCCCCUGGAACAUCUCAGCAGCUUGCAAGCCUCCAAAGCGUCUUUGGUUUACUUUCGGACGGACACUUCUCCAUCUGCUGAGAUGUUCUUGGAACAGCUGGAUAAAUCCACGGAUGCGCUCCGAGAUUAUGGGAUUUCAGUCCUCAAGGUCAACUGUCACAGCGGAAAACUAUCCGGUUACUGCAGAGAUGACAGCUCAGUGGCGAAAGCAUACCUGUUCAGGGGACACGUGUUGCUUCGUGAGCUCCCCACGGACGCCUUGUUCAGUGUGGAUGCCAUUGUGGCCAACGUGCUCUUCGCCCUCCUCUUCAACGAAGUGAAAUACAUCGCCACUCCGGCAGACCUCCAGAAGCUGGAAAACUCUCUGAAGGGCUCCUGGGACCUGGUCUUUGCCUAUGUGCAGGCUGUUGGGACGGCAGAGCACAGAGCAUUGAUGGAGGCUGCUUUCGUCUACGACUCUCUUAAGUUCGCCUUAACCACGGAAGUGACGGUUUUGAGGAGCAUUCGCAGCGGAGAGCCGGAUGUGCCAAGCUCAAAGCUCUUUUUCUGCCACUGCAAAGUGGCCACGGAUCUGGACCAGCCGUGCCGGAGGACUCUGAUGGGGCAGCCGCUGACCACGCUUAACAUCCACAGGUUCCUGAAACUGAUGGCGGAGCCGCUCGUGGUAGAGGCUACAGAAGAUCCAGAAAAGGUUUCCACCACUCACCUCCACCUGGGCCUUCCGCUGAUCUUCAUCCUGACUCACGAGGAAACCUUUGAGGCAGAUAAAGGAAUUGCAGAGUUUGUGGCCUGGCAGCUGCUGGGCAAAGCUGGAGUCCUCCUCCUGUCGAGGAGCUCCAUCAGCCUGGAUGUUCUUCCCCGGUAUAACGUUGCUCUCAAGACACCUGAGGAGGGUGCGCCUGUUAAAUACUUGGUUCUGAAAGACAUGGAUGAGAUCAUAGCCUUGGUGGAAAAUGGCAAGCAGAAUGAACGCACACAGGAACGUGAGGAGGAGGAGGAAGAAGAGGAGGAAGAGGAGGAAGAUGGUGAGAACUACGAACAAGAGAUCCAAGACGACGAGGUGGUGGAAUCGCUCAUCAGGGACCGGAAGCGUGAACUUCCUCUUGAGCACAUCCAGACCCUGACGGAAGACUCCUUCGCCCCUACUCUCGCAAAGACCAACUCCACGGCGGUGCUCUUCUAUGCCAGCUGGGAAGCCGUCUCCCUGGUCGUGAUGCAGUCCUACGCCGAAGUUGCUGCCCGUCUGCAAGGGACUCCUGAGAUUACGCUUGCGAGGGUCAACUGCUGGGACUGGCCAGACCUCUGCACACAGCAAAACGUCACCCAGUUCCCGACCGUCAAGAUGUAUGUGGAAGCGGGGAGGUGGCUGGCCUACUCUGGGAUGUGGGGAGUCGAGGAGAUGCUCAGGUUCAUUGAGCUAAGCAGAACCUCCUGUCCAGUGAAGUUGACAACAGCCAAAGAAGUGGAAGAGUAUUUAAGGAUCAAAACUUCGGUUUCUGUUUUGGGACUGUUCGACUCGAGCAUGACUGAAGCGAGAGAAGCUUUCGUUGGAGCUGGAAAAGUCCUCAGUGGAUACGUCACAACAGGAAUCUAUGACGGAGAGGAUGUCGAGACUCUGUCCCAUAAAUAUAAGGCACCCCUUCCAGCUCUGCUGCUUGCUAGGCCCGAGGCGAUGACCGUCGUCCAGCUCUCAGAGUUCAGCGUGGCAGACAUGGUUGAAGUUAUCCGCCGUGCAUUGCUGGAAAUCUUUCCGGAAAUCACAGUCGGCAACCUCCCAGAGUACUUCCGGCUGGAGAAACCUUUGCUCCUCCUGUUCAGCGAUGGGGCUCUAGGUGAAAGCCAUGAAGGAGAAAUGAGGCGUUUGGCCACAGAAGAGCGCCGGAAAGACUAUGUUCCCUGCUGGAUGAACCUCAAAAACACCCCUGCAGGAAGAGGAAUCCUAAAGGCCUAUUUUCGGAGCUCCAUCCCUCCGCUGCCUCUCCUCCUCUGGAUCAACCUCCAUUCCGGGGGACAAGUGUUUGCUUUCCCUCCGGAUCGUUCGGUUUCUGAAGCGAACGUCUUAGCUUGGAUCGAAAAGCUGAAAUCCGGCCAAGAAGUUCCGAGCGCUGUCCUGUCGGGUGACGAGUGGAGGCCCCGCCUCCCCGCCUACGACUUCCUGGGCAUGAUGGAACCGCCGCUGCCGGAAUUUACCAUCUACAGCCGGGGGAGCGUUGGAACCUACCAGAAGGAAGAGGAAGAGGGAGGCCCCCCCGGAGGAAAGGCAUCACCGGGGACGGCAAGAGAGGACCCCACGGAAGACUCCGUCGUAUCUGAGCUGGAGAAAGACCAGCCGACCGGAGGGGACCUGAGAGGAACGGCCCCCCGUCUUGCAGCGAGGGAGAAGCAGUCGAAACGCCACGCAGAGCUGUGAAAUUUGCAGAAUUUUCCGGAAGCAGGAAACGGGCAGCAUGGCCAGGGAUGAUGGGAAUUGUAGUCUACAUGGAGGGUCCUUUGGUGCCCGCGACUCCUGCUGUAACCUGCGGCCAUACUCAGAUCUGCUGGUUUUUCUCCAAGAGCAUGCCCGGUAGCUUCUCUCAGUCCUUUCCAUACCAGGGCUGAAACCUUGACCCUUGUGUGGGCAAAACGUAGUUCC